AUGUGGAAAGCAGCCGCGGAGCAAGUCUUUUAUUCGCUGGGCAUCGAUGCUGGCCCACUGAUAUCGAUGGCAAGCUUCAGCCGAUAUCGAAAUAACAUUUAUCGCGAUGCGGUCGCCGUUGUUUUCAUGUAA
Molecule: messenger RNA, 132 nt
Organism: Gongylonema pulchrum
Lineage: Eukaryota; Metazoa; Nematoda; Chromadorea; Rhabditida; Gongylonematidae
Source: the annotation of a GenBank genome assembly